AUUUUGGUAGAGCAAAGUGAGUUGCAAGGCACCAAGAUACCCUCCCCACGAUAGCUUACCUUAUCUACCCGCACUUUCUCCUUGCCUAGUUCUCUGCCCUUCCCCCGAAUAUGCAGGCACCCGUGGUUGUUAUGAAUACCCAGACGGGUGGGGAGCGGCAGUUCGGACGCAAAGCGCAGCUCUCCAACAUCACAGCAGCGAAGACGGUCGCGGAUAUCAUCCGGUCAUGUCUAGGCCCCAAGGCUAUGCUCAAGAUGCUGCUUGACCCCAUGGGGGGCAUCGUUCUCACCAACGACGGCCAUGCUAUCCUCCGAGAAAUCGAAGUUGCACACCCAGCAGCAAAGAGCAUGAUCGAGCUGAGUCGGACGCAAGAUGAGGAAGUCGGAGAUGGUACAACGACCGUUAUAAUAUUAGCGGGCGAGAUCCUGGCACAAGCUCUCCCCCAACUCGAACGAAAUAUCCACCCUGUCGUUAUCAUCCAAGCCUUCAAGCGCGCUCUCACCGAUGCCCUCCAGAUCAUUGGCGAAAUUGCUGUCGACGUAGACAUCAACGAUGAUAAGGCUAUGUACCAGCUCAUCCAAGCUUCAAUCGGCACCAAGUUUGUGUCACGGUGGUCAGAAUUGAUGUGUGGUCUCGCUCUCAAGGCAGUACGGACAGUAUCUCUGGACAUCGGGAGUGGCAAGAAGGAAGUAGAUAUCAAGAGAUAUGCACGUAUCGAGAAGAUACCCGGAGGUGAGAUCGAGGAUAGCCAGGUACUAGACGGUGUCAUGUUGAACAAGGACAUCACCCACCCGAAGAUGCGGCGGAGAAUCGAGAACCCAAGGGUAAUGCUUCUCGACUGCCCGUUAGAGUACAAGAAGGGCGAGAGUCAGACAAACAUCGAGAUAAGUAAAGAGGAGGACUGGAAUAGAAUACUGCAGAUAGAGGAGGAGCAGGUCAAGGCAAUGUGUGAUGCCAUCAUUGCACUGAAACCUGAUCUCGUCAUCACGGAGAAAGGUGUUAGCGACCUUGCCCAGCACUUCCUCGUCAAACAGAACAUCACCGCCAUCCGCCGCGUCCGAAAAACAGAUAAUAAUCGCGUCGCUCGGGCGACUGGUGCCACCAUUAUCAACUCUGUCUUCUCCGCUACUGCAUCAGAUAUUGGAACUCAAUGUGGCCUCUUCGAAAUCUCGAAGAUCGGUGACGAGUACUUCACUUUCUUGACGAAGUGUACAGAUCCGAAAGCUUGUACCAUCUUGCUACGAGGCCCAUCUAAAGACAUCUUGAACGAGAUCGAGAGGAAUUUGCACGACGCGAUGGGUGUCGCCAGGAAUGUGAUCUGGAAUCCAAAGCUGUGCCCAGGUGGUGGUGCGACAGAGAUGGCCGUUGCAGUUGGAUUGGAGAGGAGAGCAAAGUUGAUCGAGGGUGUGGCGCAGUGGCCAUACCGAGCUGUGGCUGAGGCAAUGGAAGUUAUUCCUCGCACCCUCAUCCAGAAUUCUGGAAACAGCCCAAUCAAAGUGCUCACGCAGUUGCGAGCGAAGCAUGCGGAAGGUUACGAGGAUGGUAAGCAGACUGGGAGCUCAUGGGGCAUUGACGGCGAUUCGGGCAGGGUGGUUGAUAUGCGGCAAUACGGUGUGUGGGAGCCUCUCGCAGUCAAGGAGCAGAGCAUCAAGACGGCAGUGGAGAGUGCAUGUCUGCUAUUGAGGGUAGACGACAUCGUCGCAGCGAAGGCGGCAAAACAAGCAUCCGGCCCGAUCGGUGGUGCAGGGGAAGAUUAGAAAUACUGGUUAUGUUAACAGCUUUUGAGAUCAG
This is a messenger RNA of Lindgomyces ingoldianus, 1791 nucleotides long. RefSeq names its product T-complex protein 1 subunit gamma. The transcript has 4 exons. NCBI's taxonomy places the organism in Eukaryota, Fungi, Ascomycota, Dothideomycetes, Pleosporales, Lindgomycetaceae. Gene Ontology annotation, biological process: protein folding. Gene Ontology annotation, molecular function: ATP binding; ATP hydrolysis activity; ATP-dependent protein folding chaperone. The record is from RefSeq and is a predicted model, not a curated record. Bases 111 to 1757 code for a protein of 548 amino acids. Gene Ontology annotation, cellular component: chaperonin-containing T-complex.